AAAAAAAUAAAAAUCCGAACUGAACGGUCACCAUUGGCUGGUUAUCCAGCCAACCGGAGGGCAAUGCGGAAGUGACGCCAGGACGCUAAAGAUGGCGUCAGAUUCAAACGGCUCCUGGAUGAACGUCGCUGGUUAUUAGAUUCAGCCCAGCAGCGGAGCCAUGCAGACAGAACCAGCGGAGCGGAGGAGGAAGCCUGGCCGGGAGAGGCGCGGGGAGAGCGGGCAGGGCCGUGGAGAGCCGCGGGGGAGCUCCGAGGAGGAGAUGACAAGGUUGAUCCUCACCACCAGCCACCAGAAGGAGAAGCAGGCAGGAGCGAGAGGAAGAAGAGAGGGAAGGGAGGAAGAGGAGCGAGGCCGGAACAGAAGCCGAGGAGAUGGAGGCAGGAGGGCGAGGGAGGCGAGGAGCAGGAGGGCGGCGUCUGUCGGAGGAGAAGGAGGCGAGGAGUCGGAGAGGCUGAGGUGGAGAGCCAAUCAGCUGGAGAAAGAGAAGCUGGAGCUGACGGCGAGCCACAACCAGGAGCUGUGUCGGCUGCAGGCGGAGCUGACCCGGCUGAGGUCGACGGUGGAGCGAGGAGAAGCUCAGCGGGUGGAGCUUCAGUACGAGCUGACGGUGAGCCGCAGAGACGCCUCCGAGCUCGGCAGGGACAGGCUCACACUCACAGAGCGAGCAGCGCAGCUCCAGCAGAAGGUGGAGGAGCUGCAGAAAGCUCUGGACAUCACCCGGCAGGCCAGAGAGGAGGACCAGCAUGCUUUGCAGCAGGAGGUGGAGGAGCGAGACCGACUGAUCCAGAGCUUCAGCUCCGAAAACCAACGACUGCACCGCCUGCUGCAGGAUCACGAGGAGGCCCUGGAGGAGACGGAGAGGAGAAGGACGGAGGUGCAGAAGGAGAGAGAGAAGGAGGCGGAGCUUAACAGACAACAAGCCAAUGACCUGAAAUACCUGACGGAGAGAGAGGAGAGGAGCAGGAGGGAGAAGGAGGUGUGCGAUCAGAGGAUCAAGGUUCUGGAGUCAAACAUCGAGGCCGAGCGAGCGGCUCACCUGGAGACCAAGUUCAACUCUGAGAUCAUCCAGCUGCGGGUCCGGGACCUGGAGGCGGUGCUGGUGGCGGAGCGGUCCGGCCAGCAGGAGGCGUCGUGCAGCCUGGAGCUGCUGAGAGCUCAGCUGAGGGAGGUGGAGCGAGCCUACAGCCUGGAGAGAGAGAGGAGCAGCAGCACUGAGCACGCUCUGCAGAGGCUGCAGGAUGAAUACGAGCAGUGCAAGUCUGACCUGAGCGUUGCCUUGGAGACGGAGAGGAAGACGACCUCUGACCUCACAGAGAAGCUGGAGGAGGAGGAGAGACGGCACGCCAACACACACACACUGCUGGAGCAGGCAGCUCAGAGACAGACGGACUGCAUGAAACACAUCAGAGACACACUCGAACUACACAACAACGCAGCAAAGCAUGAUGGGAAUGUGAGUCCUUCUGCUGAAGUCCUGCAGCUGCUGAAGACGACACUCAACACCUGCCAACACAGACAGGAAACCACUGACAGACAGGUCGAGGAUCUGCUGUUUGCAUCAGAGAAGCUUCAGCAGGAGAACCAGAUGCUCCGACAGCUGACCUCAGACCAGAGCAGACAGCUGGAGGAGUCACGGCAGCUGCUGACCAAACUGGAACAGGAAGUGACUCGCCUGCAACAGGAGAGCUCUGAUUGGUCGACGCAGAGCCGAGGUCUGCAGGCCGAGCUGGAGAGAGAGAGGGAGGAGAGGGGGAGAGAGAAGGAGGCGAGGGAGAAAGAGAAGGAGGAGAGGACGGCAGAGGUGCAGAAGAUAACAGACGACUACCAACAAGAGUCAAAGGCCUGUCUGUCCUUCCUCUACUGUAUCUACCAGCGCCUGCUGGCCAGCUGCGUCCUCCUCAAUCAGUCCCAGAGCAUCCUGGGUAAUUUCACCUGGAAGGAGCUGAGUGACGUCAUCAACGAACAGGUUGACCUUCUGACCUCUGAACUCCGGAAGGCCAACGACAAGAUCGCCCACCUGCAGAGUGUGUGUGAGAAGAAGAGUGUGUGUGUGCGUGAGCUGCAGCGCAGUCAGGAGUGUGUGUUGUCUCGUCUGGAGGAGAGCGUGAGGAGGAGGGAGGAGGCGUGGAGCAGCCAACACACACACGCUGUGACACAGCUUCAGAAGGAGCUGCAGGUGUGUCGUUCUCAGUGCGACUCCCUCCGUGACCACGCCUCCUCUCUGACCUCCGACCUCUCGCGGCUGCAGGGCCUCCUCUCUCGGAGCCGCAGGGAGUCGGCCUCCUUCCUGUCGGCCUGCGCUCUGAUGGCCGGAGCGCUCAAACACACACAGCGCCGUCUGCAGACGCUCUGCCAGCAGAAAACACUCCUGUCCAGACGGCUGGCGGAGAGGGAGGUGCUGGAGGAGGAGGUGAGGAGGCUGGCCGGAGCCCUGGGAAGUGAUGAAGACGAGGAGGAGGAGGACGAGGAGGAGGGACGAAGACGAGCGGAGAGGAGCAGGGCAGUGAGGCGGUGGAGGAGGAGUGUGUGUGUGGUGCUGGCGGUGAGGAGGUGGCGUGUUCUGGCCCAACAGACGGCGGUGUUGUUUCGGGUGGAGGUGGGAGGAGGCGGGCCGGCUGUGUGUGUGUGUGGAGGAGCGACUACGGCAACACAGAAGGGUCAAGACUCAGUGAGAGCAGCUAAAGAUGACGAUGAUGAUGAUGAUGAUGAUGAAGGAGUGUGCGCUCGCUGGCUGCGCUCUAAAUCUCUCGCCUCCGCCAUUUUGUCCUCCGUGUCCGACCUGCAGGCGGCGCUGUCACACAGGGGCUCCUCCCCUCCAGACGUGAUGUCAGCCUCCCGUUCUGCUUUGUCCCGCCUCCUGGAUCACCUCCUCAACCAAUCAGAAGUGCCAUCCAGUCUGUCUCACUGCACAUUGGACAAGGACACGCUGAGCGGCCGGCUGAGACUCGGCCUGAGCAGACUGACGCCUCCACAGCCGAACACCAAGGCCCUGGUGUCGACCCUCCAGCAGCACUUCCUGCUCUUCAGCCAACGGCUGCACUCGGCCGAGGUGGAGAGGCGGAGCCUGAGGCUGGAGGUGGCCAAUCUGAAGAAAGGCCUGCGGCAGGAGAGAGCGGAGACCAGCAGGACGGUCCCAGCUGAGCGCUUCAACAGUGUGUGUGUGGAGCUCCGUCAGGCGCUGAGCAGAGAGCAGGAAGCUCAGGCACUGAUCCAGGAGCAGACGGACCGGCUGCACACACUGCAGCGCCGAGUCGACACACACACCUCGGAGCAGGCGAACACACAACACACACUCGGCCAGACGUCACAGUCUCUGUUGGAGGCUCGGCAGGAGGUGAGUCGGAAGGAGCGCUCGCUGAGGAUUCUGGGUAAGCACCUGUCGGGGGUCCAGAGGGAGAGGAAGCAGCUGGAGGAGAGACUGCGGCAGGUGGAGGAGGAGCUGAGGGAGGCCGGCAGACGUAAAGAUUCGCUGAUCAGCAGCAUGAAGGCUGCGGAGACGAGCUGCAGGGAGGUCAGAGACAGUCUCGUCCAAUCACGUCGCUCCCUGUCGGCUCAGCCCCGCCCUCUGCCGCUACACCUGGAGCUGAGUGGAGCAGAGAGCAUCAUGGGAGCUCCUGAGGUGGCGGCGUGUCAGAGCCUCCUCACCGCCGUCGCUAACCUCCAUCACACCUGCAGCUCCAGGAUCGACUGGCUGGAGCAGGAAGUCUCCGCCCACCGCAGUCACGUGACCGCGCUGCGCAGCGAGCUGCAGGACGCCUGUCUCCGUGACAACCUGGCCUUCGUCCCCGUGUCUGAGUUUCCUGAAGUGUCUCCGUUCACUGACGUAGAAACCUCUGCACCUGUUCCCCUCUCAGAUUUGUCCAAAGAGCCGCCAGUCUGUUUAAACCCCGCCCCCUCUCAGUCAGACCCCGCCCCCUCAUCUCCUCGCUCCAAACCCUCCAGGACGAAGGAGAAGAAAACCCUGAAGAAGAACAGAGGAGGGAGACGAUAGAACGACGGACAGGAAGUCAGACGAGCCCGUCCAGACGUCCUGGAGAUCCUUGAAUAUUAUUGACCAGGCAGUGAAUGUAUAAUAAUGAGGAGUUCUUGAAAAGUC
Acanthopagrus latus (yellowfin seabream) is the source of this 4099-nucleotide messenger RNA. RefSeq names its product coiled-coil domain-containing protein 171 (gene ccdc171). The coding region runs from base 161 to 3994 and encodes 1277 amino acids. Lineage: Eukaryota; Metazoa; Chordata; Actinopteri; Spariformes; Sparidae. The transcript has 24 exons. The record is from RefSeq and is a predicted model, not a curated record.